Molecule: messenger RNA, 2337 nt
Organism: Symbiodinium natans
Lineage: Eukaryota; Dinophyceae; Suessiales; Symbiodiniaceae
Source: the annotation of a GenBank genome assembly
AUGGAGUUCAAGGUCAAGGGCAGCAAGCCGGGAAGGCAAUUUUCUGCGGAGAUCUCUCUGCUUGGUGGUGCUGGUGGUGGUGAUGCGUCCGUGGUGGCUGCUUUUGCGAAGCAAGAGCAUUUGCCUACAGACUGGAAGCAUUAUUCAGUGUAUGCUGCAUCGGUAGUGUUCGAGUAUCACAACGACCAGGGCCCAGAAUUCAACAUCCACCUUGAUCCUACAGUGGGAGUGCGUCUCCUGGGUGAGGAUGUCCUUCCAAAUGCAGUCCUUCUUGGAAGUCAUUGGGCUCCAGACAACGACAGAUGGAAGUGGCUUCGCGAGCACGGGAACCUUCAUUGGCAAGGAAAAUAUGCGAUGAGUACGCCUGCCCCGUUAGAGAAGGGUAGCCAGCGGCGGCUACUUGAAUUCAGGGUCAAAGGUUCUUCGCCUGGCAGACGCUUUUCCGCAUACUUGGAGUUUCAAGAUCCGAUGGGCCGGAGAAUGGGCGAGCUUACAUUAUUAAGCCGGAUUGCCCUUCCCCGAGAGAUGACGACCUACUCCUUUGAUGUGGAGCAGGUGGCUUUGACGUACCAUAAUGACCAGGGCCCUGAAUUCAACAUCCACCUUGACCCUACAAUGGGAGUGCGUCUCCUAGGUGAGGAUGUCCUUCCAAGUGCAGUCCUGCUUGGGAGUGGUUGGGCUCCAGACAACCCCAGAUGGCAGACACUUCGCGAGCACGGGAACCUUCACUGGCAGGGAAAAUACGAGAUGAGACCUGGCUCAGGUGAGCUGCAGCGAGGCGGCAUCAAGAUAAUGGAGUUCAAGGUCAAGGGCAGCAAGCCGGGAAGGCAAUUUUCUGCGGAGAUCUCUCUGCUCGGUGGUGGUGUAUCUGUGGCCGCUCGAUUUGCGAAGCAAGAGCAUUUGCCUACUGACUGGGAGCAUUAUUCAGUGUAUGCUGCGUCGGUAGUGUUCGAGUAUCACAACGACCAGGGCCCAGAAUUCAACAUCCACCUUGACCCUACAGUGGGAGUGCGUCUCCUAGGUGAGGAUGUCCUUCCAAAUGCAGUCCUUCUUGGAAGUGAUUGGGCUCCAGACAACGACAGAUGGAAGUGGCUUCGCGAGCACGGGAACCUUCAUUGGCAAGGAAAAUAUGCGAUGAGUACGCCCGUGCCGUUAGAGAAGGGUAGCCAGCGGCGGCUACUUGAAUUCAGGGUCAGAGGUUCUUCGCCUGGCAGACUCUUCUCCGCGUACUUGGAGCUUCAAGAUCCGAUGGGCCGGAGAAUGGGCGAGCUUACAUUAUUAAGCCGGAUUGCCCUUCCCCUGGAGAUGACGACCUACUCCUUUGAUGUGGAGCAGGUUGCUUUGACGUACCAUAAUGACCAGGGCCCGGAAUUCAACAUCCACCUUGACCCUACAGUGGGAGUGCGUCUCCUAGGUGAGGAUGUCCUUCCAAGUGCAGUCCUGCUUGGGAGUGGUUGGGCUCCAGACAACCCCAGAUGGAAGUGGCUUCGCGAGCACGGGAACCUUCACUGGCGGGGAAAAUACGAGAUGAGACCUGCUUCCUCCGAGGACGACAUUCUGAACCGGACGGUAGAAAUGCCUGCGUACUGGCAUCUGAAUGACGAGAGCAUGGAGUCGAAACGAGUCCCGGAGACUCCCGAGGUUUGCCAAGCGAUGCAGUCUUUGAUGGACAGCACAUGGAAGGCGAUAGCUACGAGGGACCGAGCGGAGGAGGAGGAGGAGGAGCUUGGAGGAGGAGGAGGCGGCGUGCAGCGAUUCGAAGUCGUUCAGGUGUUGCGAAAUGAAAACCCAAGUCUUUGGGUUCCUUAUUGGCGACAGCGGGAGCGAAUCCGCCGCCAGUGUGGAGAUAAAUCUUUGCCGGCCGAAACGGUGAAGACGAGCUUAUGUGAGGAGUUCUGCAAAACGAGUGGGCACGCGUCGUUAUGCCAUGACGCGCGCGAGUUCUACUUGUUCCACGGCACCAACCCGUCUGCAGCCAAUGCGAUCUGUGCCUCUGACUUCAGAGUGGACUUGGCUGGUUCUCACAAAGGAACUCUCUAUGGCAAGGGCAUCUAUUUCGCUGAAGCCUCGAGCAAGUCUGAUGAGUAUGCUUCGGACGACCAGGAUGGACUGCAUUGCAUGCUGCUGUGCAAGGUCAGUUGUGGCGAUUGGAUCUACACCGACGAAGUCAAGCCAGAUGUCGAAGCUCUGUUACAGAAAAUUCAAUCCGGCCAACACCACUCCAUCCUUGGAGAUCGUGAGAAGGCUCGCGGAACGUACAGGGAGUUCAUACUCUUCAACAACGACCAAGUGUACCCUGAGUACAUAGUAGUGUACAAGCGGCAUGCUGUCCGGUGA